Molecule: messenger RNA, 288 nt
Organism: Humulus lupulus (European hop)
Lineage: Eukaryota; Viridiplantae; Streptophyta; Magnoliopsida; Rosales; Cannabaceae
Product: peamaclein-like
Exons: 3
Coding region: 1-288 (95 amino acids)
Source: RefSeq, a predicted model, not a curated record
AUGGCUAUAUUCGAGAGGACAGAGCAGUCUGUGACCCUUGGGGGUCAUUAUGAGACUUUGUUUAGUCUUCCUCUAAAGGAGAAAGACCGUCGUCAGGUUGUGAAUGAUGCCACCAUGGUGGCCUACAACUUGAUCAACAAGUGCAAGGUGAGGUGUUCGAAGGCAAGAGUGGAGGAUCGGUGCUUGAAGUACUACGACAUCUGUUGCGCCAAAUGUCACUGCGUUCCUUCUGGGACGUACGGAAACAAGGACGAGUGCCCUUGCUACCGGGAUCUCAAGAACUCGUAG